AUGUCUGUACCCCCUCCUCCCUCUUCUUCUAACACAGGCAAAAAGGCCCAUGGACCCCCAGGGUUAAUGGGGGGGCCCCCGAGGCCCCCGAAGUUGCUGCCUGGCUUGCGUGCUCCUAAGCUGCCCCCCGGGCCUCCUUCAGCAGCAUCUGGGGGCACUCGGCCAGGGCUGUCAUCGGAUGGCCCCUCUGCUGCAGAGGCAAAAGAUGCAGCAAGAAAAGCUGCACAAGGAAAAACUCCACCAGGAAAAGCUCCACCAGCAAAACCAACACCAGCAAAACCAACACCAGCAAAAGGAGCUCCAGCAAAAACAAUACCAGCAAAAGCUGAAGAAGCCCAAGCAGCUCCCCAAGUUGAAAGUGCCUCUGAGUCAGACGGUUCGGAGCAACAGCUCAGCCCAAAAUUAAAUGAUAGCCAUGAAGAGGCCGCUGCAUGCAGCGACACACCAUCCCGCUCGGGUUCCUCAGGGCCCUCCCCAUCCUCGCCGCUCAGGACGUCUGCAGACGCUGACGUGACCUCCCCCACAUCCAGGCCGUCUUCAGGUGAUGCAAAGGAGGAGAGGCAGGAGACUGAAGGGGACAGAGAAAACACAGGUGCCGCUGUAGCAGGACAGGAAGGCUCCACGAAAGGCCACCCAAAAGAAGGGCCCCCUCGUGCUGGUUCCUCAGAAGCGAACGGCACACUCAGCAGAUCAGUUGCCACAGAAGAUGGAUAUACCCAAGGAGAUAAGAGCAAUCUUCUGCGUGCGCAAACAGGGGCCAGCCACGCCCCACACAAGGCCCCUUCAGGAGAACUGAUGACCCUUCAUGAGCAACAACCUCAGAAUCUAGGGGGUUCCUCCUCCCAGGGCCCCCUAGCGCCGUCUGCAUUACAGCAAACAUGGGGAGAAAGCCAAGGGAGCAACUCCGCCGAUCCUUAUUCCCCCUUCAUCCAGCAGAUAUUUUUGAGGGGCUGGAUAGGGCCAGAAUCGUCGGGGGCUGCGAGCGAGAUGUCGGGCGCUGCAGGGGGGCCCUCUCCCCAAUACACAGUGACAGCUGGGCCCCUGACUUGCAGCUAUUGUUCAUGCAUCGGAGUGUCAUCCGAGGGAUCGAUCCCAGGGAGGAGUUGCUUCUCCGCCGUAUGCCCUUCCAUUUGCCUGCAUGGAGUUCCUGGCUAUCUCCCGCAGCAGCAGCAGCAGCACACUGUCAGGCCUAUUGAUGGAGGCCCCUUGGGGUGGACUGUGGCGCACCAUCCAGGGAAUCUGCCUCACUCUCCAACUCUCGCACAGCUGCAACAGGAGAUGCAGCAGCAGCAGUUGGGCCAGCCUCCUACUACAAUGAAUUUGCACUUUGACCUCAUUCCAGAAGAUGCACCAGAAAGCGACGAAUCGGAAGAAAGCGAUCUAGAGGGUUUAGACCACCGUUGGGGGAUGGUGUAUUCGGAUCCCCGUUGGGCAAAAGUCCCCUAUGAGCAACGAUUUCAUCCACCACCUCCUCUGGUGUCUCCUCGCUAUACUUCUAUCAUGGGGGGCAGCCGCCUUGGGAUUUCCGGCCCGUCCUACCGCAGUCUGUACAAACGACCCCGCCGGUACAAGAUGGGCAACACAUAUUGCAAACACUACCAGCUGCCCACAGUUUCCUCCCUCCUCAGGGCAGGUAUGCCGGAGUUCUUGAGAAAGAGGCCCAUUAAAAUCAUGAGAGAAGGCAGCUGCAGAUUCUUACAAGCUAAUGCCUGUGUACCGAUAGAAAUACACAAAUGCACUGGACAAGGCGACUCAGUGACACUUACGGCAGUAGAACCAGCGGCAAACGCAACAGGAACAGCACAAGCAAACGCUGGAGAAAAACAGGAGGGAUCACACCAAAUACAAGAUAACCUCUCUGCGCCUCCUGUAGCCCAGCAACCGCCGCAACCUCAAGACCCCCAAAGCAUGCAUAUAGGGCCCUGGCAGACGCCGACUUUUGAACAAGGAGGCGCCAAACUCCUUGCGUGUGCAUCUCCUCAUUUCCCUCUCUUUGCAGCAACCCCGUCUUAUCCUGUCUAUUUCAUGGGGGGGGCCCAACAGGCUGGGGCAACCUACGCACACAUUGGGGCGACAGGGGAACGAACAGCAGGGAAAAGUGUGGCAGGGGUGCUUCCUGAGAAAGCUCAAGAUGGUUGUAUAGAGCACUGUGGAGGAGAACAGCCGUCAGUCCCAACAGUGGCAACUUCUGCAGAGCAGAACAGAGGGGCCCCAGCAGCAGAGCCAAAAGCAGCACGUGCCCAAGCGGUAGCGUCCCCAGCUGCAAAUGAGCCGAGCAGUAUUAGCGCGCGUGCAACAGAUCCCACGGCAAUACCGGGGGCAGGAGGGGAACAGAUACGCAGCAACGACCAAGUGGAUGUUAACGCAAAGCCAUUGUGGUGA
This is a messenger RNA of Eimeria maxima, 2382 nucleotides long. RefSeq lists its product as hypothetical. Lineage: Eukaryota; Apicomplexa; Conoidasida; Eucoccidiorida; Eimeriidae. The record is from RefSeq and is a predicted model, not a curated record. The transcript has 3 exons. Bases 1 to 2382 code for a protein of 793 amino acids.